GUGCCAAUCCAUCCCAGGGCACACACACAAUUUGGGAACGCCAAUGAGGGCUAACCUAUCUGUGUUUGGAUUGUUGGAGGACACUGAAGUACCCGGAGGAAACCUGGGUGAGAACAUGCAAACUCCACGCACACAGACCAGAGGUGGGAAUCGAACCCUCUGCUCUGGAGGUGGGAGGCCACAAUGCUAACCACUACUAGAACAUCAGAUCAAAAAUGGCGUUUGGCAGUGAAGGAGUUUUUUUGGUGAUCCAGGAGAAGGAUUACUACACAGUGUGAUGGAUAUUUAUGGAUUACAGAUUUCCCUUGGUUUUUUUUCCCCCGUCCGUCACGCCCCCUCUCUCCACUCUCCAAGUCAGGAAGAAAGUUCGAGAGUUCCUCUGGUGAAGCUUUCUUCUUUCUUUCCCCGUCGACGCGCUUCGGUUUAACCCCGCUCUAUAUUAUUUUCCCGCUCUGUAUUAUUUUCCCGCUCCGAUGGCUCUCCGGAACGCUCUUCUUCGCGUUCUGCGUAAACCUCUGCGCGACGACUCGAGCGCGCGAGUGUUGCCGCAGUCUCGCGCGGUGCACAGCCCCGCUGUACCAGACGAACGCGCACGAGCCGCUGCCACCUCCACCACCGCCGCCGCUGCUGACGCAACCGACGCCGAGAUGAAGCACGCAGGUCCGGUGAAGAGCCUGCGUGAAAUGCCGGGUCCAGGCGUCAUCGGAAACCUCAUAGAGUUUUUCUACAGAGACGGGUUCAGCCGCAUCCACGAGAUCCAGAUGGAGCACAGUCAGAAGUAUGGGAAGAUCUUUAAGUCACGCUUUGGGCCGCAGCUUGUCGUGUCGAUAGCAGACCGAGAUUUGGUAGCGCAGGUGCUCAGGGCUGAAGGUGUAGCACCUCAAAGAGCUAACAUGGAGUCAUGGAAAGAGUACAGAGACAUGAGGGGACGCGCCACUGGCCUCAUCUCUGCCGAGGCUGAUGAGUGGCUGAAGAUGCGCAGUGUGCUUCGACAGCUCAUCAUGCGUCCACGAGAUGUUGCAAUAUUCUCAGACGAUGUUAAUGAAGUGGUGGCAGACCUUGUGGUUAAAGUGCGUAAAUUGCGCAGUGAGCAACCUGACGGACUGACAGUCCUCAACGUCAAUGAUCUGUUCUUCAAAUUUGCUAUGGAAGGUGUGGCGACCAUCUUGUACGAGACCCGCCUGGGCUGCCUGGAAGAUGAGAUUCCCAAGAUGAGCCAAGAAUACAUCGAGGCCCUCCAUCUCAUGUUUAGCUCCUUCAAGACUUCCAUGUACGCAGGCGCCAUCCCCAAAUGGCUACGACCCAUCAUUCCCAAACCAUGGGAGGAAUUCUGCCAUUCCUGGGAUGGACUCUUUAAAUUCAGUCAGAUUCACAUUGACAGGAAGUUGGCGGAGAUCAAGCAGAAGGUGGAGAAAAGAGAGGAGGUGAAAGGAGGUCUGCUUACUCACAUGCUGGUCACUAAAGAGAUGAAUCUGGAGGAGAUUUAUGCCAACAUGACUGAAAUGCUCUUGGCUGGUGUGGACACGACGUCUUUUACAUUAUCGUGGAGUACAUACCUCCUAGCUAAGCAUCCCAUGGUGCAACAGCAGAUCUAUGAGGAAGUGACACGCGAGCUUGGUGGAAGAGUCCCCACUGCCGAUGAUGUUCCUCAGUUGCCACUCGUUAAAGGACUCGUCAAGGAGACACUCAGGCUUUAUCCUGUUCUUCCUGGAAAUGGUCGAAUCACUCAGGAUGACCUGAUUGUGGGAGGUUAUUUCAUUCCCAAAGGGACUCAGUUGGCUCUUUGUCAUUACUCCACCUCCAUGGAUGAGGAGUAUUUUCCCAAAGCGGAGGAGUUCCGUCCUGAUCGCUGGCUCCGCAAAGACACUUCGGAUAGAGUGGACAAUUUUGGCUCAAUUCCCUUUGGCUACGGCAUCAGAAGUUGCAUCGGCAGGAGAAUAGCAGAACUUGAGAUGUACUUAGGUCUCACCCAGCUCCUUCAGAAGUUCCGUAUCGAGGUGUCUCCACUCACAGGCAACAUCCGGGCCCAAACUCAUGGCCUGCUGUGUCCUUCUGCUCCCAUCAAUGUCAGGUUUAUCGACCGUGCAUAAACCCCCAUGUCCUUCUUAAAUGCACAUACUGUCCAAUCCAAAAGUAUUUGAGCAUUUGAGUAUUUUUACCUCAAUGGAUUUGAAAGAUUUUAUUCAAGGAGGUUAACAAAAAUAUUGCCGUUUAUGAAUUAAAACCGUUUUUCACACUUUCUUCAUUUUUACAGGUUACAAAGUUAUUAAAUAAAUGAAUAAAAAGCAGUUUUAUGUCCCAUUGUGGUAACUGUUAUGGGAAUUCUCAAAAUGGACCUAAGUGACUGGUGAUUAUUGACGAUGUGCCUGCAGUUAGAGCUAGAAGGUCAAAACCAAAGAUCAAAGGAUUUCAAGGGAGGAAACUCAGCAUUCGGUCAUGUCCUUGGGUUCAGAACUUCAGGAUUUAGUUUACUGCAAAGUUUUUUUUGCAUCCAUGUAUUAAAAUAUUCAGAUUCAUAAUGAUAACGUUAGUUCGUCCAGAUGCCUUUGAGCCUUUGUAAAAGUGGCUUCAAUUCUUAAAUGGUUAAUACAUUGUUUUUGUUAAACCCCUUUAAUUAAAGUUGACAGUCUGCGCACUGAAAUCCCAUCUUAAUUGCUUGAUUUAAUCUAUUGGGGUAAUUAGCAGAGGCAGCAAUAUGGAACUUGUAUAGUAUAAAAGUUAUAUAAUAUAAAAUAUAUUAAUAAAAUAUAGUGUAUAAGUUAAUUGUUUUAUCUUGACUUAAAUAAUUACAUCAUGGGUUCUGUUUCUGUGUUAUGCCUUACUUAGACCAUAGACCAUAAGUGGUGUCAUAACUGUGUCAUAACAGAAAGCCAUUUUUUUUUAAAUAUAAAUCUGUCAAAAUUAUUUACCAAUCUUUUUCAUCAUGUUAAAUUUUAUUUCAUAGGUUAAAAUAAAUAGUUUUUUUUUUAGAUUGGAGCAGCGGUUCAGCAAACUGCAAGAAAAUUCUCUUAAUUAGUCUCUUUAUUACAAAGAUUUUGUAUGACAGUUUUCUGCCUUGUGUGUAAAUACAAAAUGCAUGACGCAAAUCGAUCCUUUCUAACAUUUUAAGACUUUGUAGUGGCUGAGAAAUAAGCAGAGUUGUGUGUGCCUUGUGUCAAGGUGCUCAGUGAGAUAGAAUUUGUACUGUACAUGUAAUUUGUACAGUAAUAUGUUGCUUAUUCUAUUUAGUAGAAUAUUUAAAAGUUUCACAACAAUGUGUAAAUAAAGAACAAUAAACAUCAAGAAU
Messenger RNA from Clarias gariepinus (North African catfish), 3286 nucleotides. RefSeq names its product cytochrome P450 27C1 (gene cyp27c1). Gene Ontology annotation, biological process: cholesterol metabolic process; glucocorticoid biosynthetic process; cortisol metabolic process. Gene Ontology annotation, molecular function: heme binding; iron ion binding; oxidoreductase activity, acting on paired donors, with incorporation or reduction of molecular oxygen. Lineage: Eukaryota; Metazoa; Chordata; Actinopteri; Siluriformes; Clariidae. The record is from RefSeq and is a predicted model, not a curated record. Bases 474 to 2090 code for a protein of 538 amino acids. Gene Ontology annotation, cellular component: mitochondrial inner membrane. The transcript is spliced from 9 exons.